Messenger RNA from Coprinopsis cinerea okayama7#130, 771 nucleotides. RefSeq lists its product as hypothetical. The transcript has 11 exons. Bases 1 to 771 code for a protein of 256 amino acids. Gene Ontology annotation, biological process: positive regulation of endopeptidase activity; regulation of proteasomal protein catabolic process; regulation of G1/S transition of mitotic cell cycle. Gene Ontology annotation, cellular component: cytoplasm; proteasome activator complex; nucleoplasm. NCBI's taxonomy places the organism in Eukaryota, Fungi, Basidiomycota, Agaricomycetes, Agaricales, Psathyrellaceae. The record is from RefSeq and is a predicted model, not a curated record. Gene Ontology annotation, molecular function: endopeptidase activator activity.
AUGGAGAAGGAAUUGGCCCAAAGGCUUGAGCAAUUUCACAAAGACGCUGCAAAGACUGGAGAGGAGAUCGUCUUUCGGACGUUCCCUCAGAAGGCUGGCAAACUCCAGGUUCUCGAAUUGACGGAUUUUCUCAAGACUUUGAACGACCCUGCCUCACCUUUCCAUUUGUCGAACGCCCUCAAGACUUCCGAUCCUACCGUCUACCCUCCUUCAGAAUCUUUGCGACACGAUGGACCGUCUGGAAAGAAGCGCAAGUUGGAGGACUCGGAAGUCCCAAGUGGCCAAGGGCAAGCUGGUGCUGGUACCAGCCCGCGAUACCCGGACCAUGUGAAGGCAAACGACCACAUGACGAACAAGAUCUACAAUUUCGUGAAGAAAGAGUGCGAAGAACUAGCAGAUCUCACGGAUCAAGUGCGCCUAUGGGUUACUUUGACCUUGCCCAAAAUAGAAGAUGGUGACAACUUUGGUGUUCACGUCCAAGAGGAGGUACUCGGGGAGCUACAGCGUGCCCAGGAAUCGGCGCUUGCAAUCCGUGACCUACCACGGCAAGACCACCUCACGAGAGCGAAGAUCUGCUCUAAACUGAUCAAGUACCCGAACAUCGAGGACUAUGCUCUCGCGUUGAGGGAUCAUGACGAGAAACAGUUCUACUUCGCUCGCCAGCACCUAUAUGAUAUUAGAAACGUCUAUGCAUCCAUCACUGACAUGAUGCAGAAGAACAUAUCCAAGAUCCGAACUCCUAAGAGUAACAACCGCGCGGCAUUAUACUAA